This is a messenger RNA of Leptosomus discolor (cuckoo roller), 2530 nucleotides long. Lineage: Eukaryota; Metazoa; Chordata; Aves; Leptosomiformes; Leptosomidae. The record is from RefSeq and is a predicted model, not a curated record.
AUGUCGACCUACAAGCGGGCGACGCUGGACGAUGAAGACCCCCUGGACUCCAUCAGCGAAGGCGAUGCGUACCCCAAUGGCUUCCAGGUGAACUUCCGCAGCUCAAGGAGCAGCCUGGGGUGCUGGGCUGAGCGGACGCGUGCUGAGAAGCAGCUCGUGGUGCUGGUGGGGGUGCUGGCGGCCGUGCUGGCGGCGUGUCUGCUGGGUCUCAUCUUCCAGUACAGAGCUCGGCCGCCCACCGUGUGCCUGUCAGAAGCCUGUAUCUCUGUCACCAGCUCCAUCCUCAGCUCGCUGGACCGGACGGUGAAUCCCUGCGAGGACUUUUUUGGCUACGCCUGCGGGGGCUGGAUCAAGGCCAACCCCCUCCCUGAUGGCCACUCACGCUGGGGGACCUUCAACAACCUCUGGGAGCACAACCAGGCCAUCAUGAAGCAUCUGCUGGAAAACACCACGGCCAACAUGUCGAGCGAGGCGGAGCGCAAGGCGCAGCGUUAUUACCAAGCCUGCAUGAACGAGAGCAAGAUCGAGGAGCUGCGCGCCACCCCGCUCGUGGAGCUCAUCCAAAAGCUGGGUGGCUGGAACAUCACAGGUCCCUGGGCAGGGGACAACUUCAACGCGACACUGCGGGAGGUGACGGCGCAUUACCGCACCUCGCCCUUCUUCUCCGUCUACGUCAGCGCCGACUCCAAAAACUCCAAUAGCAACGUCAUCCAGGUGGAUCAGUCGGGGUUAGGCCUGCCGUCGCGGGAUUACUACCUGAACAAGACGGAGAAUGAGAAAGUGCUUGCUGGGUACCUGAACUACAUGGUGCAGCUGGGGAUGUUCCUGGGAGGCACCGAUGAGGAGUCAACACGGCAGCAGAUGCAGCAGAUCUUGGACUUCGAGACAGCGUUGGCCAACAUCACCAUCCCACAGGAGAAGCACCGGGAUGAGGAGGUCAUCUACCAUAAAAUGACGGCUGGUGACCUAAAGGAGCUGGCGCCGGCCGUGGACUGGAUGCCCUUCCUCUCCACGGUUUUCUACCCUGUGGAGCUCAACGAGUCAGAGCCCGUCGUGGUCUACGCCAAGGAGUACCUGGAGCAGGUCUCGGACCUCAUCCUGGCCACGGAUAAAUGUCUCCUCAACAACUACAUGAUCUGGAACUUGGUGCGGAAAACCAGCCCCUUCCUUGACCAGCGCUUCCAGGAUGCGGAGGAAAAAUUCAUGGAAGUGAUGUAUGGGACGAAGAAGACCUGCCUCCCGCGCUGGAAAUUUUGCAUCAGCGACACAGACAACAACCUGGGCUUCGCCCUGGGGGCCAUGUUUGUCAAGGCCACCUUUGCCGAGGACAGCAAGCAGGUGGCAGAGGAAAUGAUUGCGGAGAUUAAGACAGCCUUCGAGGAAAGCCUGGAGACGCUGCAGUGGAUGGAUGAAGAGACAAGGAAAUCGGCCAAAGAGAAGGCAGAUGCCAUCUACAACAUGAUCGGCUACCCCAAGUUCAUCAUGGACCCCAAGGAGCUGGAUAAAGUCUUUAAUGACUAUGAGGCAGUGCCCGACCUCUACUUUGAGAACGUCAUGCAGUUUUACAACUUCUCGGCCAGGGUCACCGCUGACCAGCUCCGGAAACCACCAAACCGGGACCAGUGGAGCAUGACUCCUCCAACAGUCAACGCGUACUACUCUCCCACCAAGAACGAGAUAGUCUUCCCCGCCGGCAUCCUCCAGGCCCCUUUUUACACCCGUGCAUCUCCCAAGUCGCUGAAUUUUGGUGGGAUCGGCGUGGUGGUGGGCCACGAGUUGACGCAUGCCUUCGAUGACCAAGGCCGGGAAUAUGACAAGGAUGGCAACCUGCGUCCCUGGUGGAAGAACUCCUCGGUGGAGGCUUUCAAGCGUCAGACAGCGUGCAUGGUGGAGCAGUACGGCAACUACACCGUCAACGGCGAGGCUGUCAACGGCAAGCACACCCUCGGGGAGAACAUCGCUGACAACGGGGGCCUCAAGGCUGCCUACCGGGCAUAUCAAAACUGGCUGAAAAAGAAUGGCGAUGAGGAAACCCUGCCAACCCUUGGCCUCACCAACCACCAGCUCUUCUUCGUCGGCUUUGCGCAGGUGUGGUGCUCAGUUCGCACGCCGGAGAGCUCGCACGAGGGGCUCAUCACCGACCCCCACAGCCCCUCACGUUUCCGUGUCAUCGGCACGGUCUCCAACUCCCGGGAGUUUGCGGAGCAUUUUGGCUGCCCCCUCGGCUCCCCCAUGAAUCCCCCCAAGAAGUGCGAAGUCUGGUGACGGGUGAGCACCCGAGGGAACCAGCUGCCAGUUGCUUCGUCCUCUAUCAAUGGCUGAAUUUUUCCGGUCCUUUUGAGAGGCUCAAACCACUUCUCCGUGCACAGAACUGCCCAGCUGUCAGCCGGAGCGAUGCCCCUUGUCCCCGGUAUCGUCUGAGGUUCAAUCCACUGUGAAAACUCCUCAUCCCCUCGCUCGUUUGUGAAAUGACUUCGAUUUGGGGGUCUUUUCUUUCUCGCCAUGACGGGGCCACGUGUCGAGGCAUGUG